This is a messenger RNA of Tachysurus vachellii, 2810 nucleotides long. It is a transcript of the gene vash1, whose product is annotated as vasohibin 1. Gene Ontology annotation, biological process: regulation of angiogenesis. Bases 542 to 1678 code for a protein of 378 amino acids. Gene Ontology annotation, cellular component: cytoplasm. NCBI's taxonomy places the organism in Eukaryota, Metazoa, Chordata, Actinopteri, Siluriformes, Bagridae. The transcript has 7 exons. The record is from RefSeq and is a predicted model, not a curated record.
GAGACGUUCACUGUACCCGGCGUUACACCGGCGCUAGUGUCUGGUUAACGGGUUACUGACUCAAGGUUUAAUAACAGUGGCCUGUGUGGGAAAAUACGGAAAUAUGUCUGGGACGAUGUAACAAGACACUUGUGUGAGAGAAAUUGACACUGAGUAGUUUAUUGUACAGAUGGAGAUGAACUGAACCGACCUCCGGGAACCGACUCACCGGUAUUUAGUGUCUGUUGUGUAGCUUUUUGUCUUCGCUUCCAGACACUUUUUCUGCCUUUUUCUAACGUGUUUCAUUUAUUAAACACUGAAAUCUUUUGCGUUCUUUUUCGUAGCGUAUUAUUUAAUAAGCGGAUAUCAAAAAUAUGUGCUGUUUUUUCAACGUUUUUUUCAACAAAUAGCUAUUUUUUAAAUUUUUGUUGAUAAAAUACUUCUUUAUUUUUUCUACAUAUGUUCAAGUCGUUUUUAAAUAUGGAAGGUUGUUUAUGCAGAUCUUAAUUUAAGCAGUUGAUGAUCCAGGUAACAACACCAGGUGUGUUGUUAUGAGCCCUAGAUGCCAGUCACGUGCUGUGGGCGUGUCCAUCACUGUGCGUCUCCUAGGAGACUGAUGGACAAAUCAGGAAUCGGCAUCUGCCUAAAUCAGCCACAGUGCAAGUCAAAGGUCACUGAGGUCCCAAUGCUGAGGACUGCCUUGAGUCUGGAGGGUGUGGAGGAGAGGGAUGAGGAGCAGGAGGAUGAUGGUGAGGAAGAUCUGAGAGAUGGAUUGAUUCCGUUCAUUGUGAAUCGUGGAGGAUUACCAGUGAAUGAAGAUACUUGGGAGCAGAUGUGGAGACAUGUGACCCGGAUUCACCCAGAUGGAGCAGGAGUGGAGAAGAAGAUUCGAGGAGCCACAGACCUGCCCAAGAUUCCUGUACCUACUGUGCCUACAUACCAGCCAACCACCAGUAUUCCACAGCGCCUGGAAGCCAUACAGAAAUACAUCAGGGAUUUGCAGUACAAUCAUACAGGAACCCAGUUUUUUGAGAUCAAGAAAAGCAGACCUCUCACAGCGUUAAUGGACAUUGCGAAGGAAAUGACCAGAGAAUGUUUACCAAUCAAGUGUUUGGAGGCUGUAAUCCUUGGAAUUUACCUCACCAACAGUAUGCCAACUGUGGAGCGCUUCCCCCUCAGCUUUAAAACUCAGUUCUCAGGGAGCCACUUUCGCCACAUUGUGUUGGGGAUCCAUAGCGCCGGCCGGUUCGGAGCUCUUGGGAUCAGCCGGCGUGAGGAUCUUAUGUUCAAGCCGCUGGAGUACCGCACGCUCGCCGACUUGCUGCAGGAGUUUCAGACUGCCUAUCAGGGUUACUGGCACACACUGCGCAAAGUGAAAAUCGGCCAGUACGUGUCACAUGACCCACACAGCGUGGAACAGAUCGACUGGAAGCAUUCGGUGUUGGAUGUUGAAAAACUGUCAAAAGAGGAGCUGAGGAAGGAGCUGGAGAGGCAUACACGUGACAUGAGGCUAAAGAUUGGCAAGCCUGCAAAUAUUUCCCCCACCAAGGACAGAAAGAAAGACAUGGGAUCUCCUCUACGUAACCCGGGCAGCCCCAUGCGUAAGAACAGCCGUGCUGAGAGGAGGCUAUCAGUUGAAAAGAAGUCUUUGGAUCCAAAACCUCCGGCUGAUAUGAAUGGAUACCAGAUCAGGGUGUGAGCGAGGUCUCAAUGUUUCAACCAUACAGUUGACAUCAAACGGUCUGGCAGCCAAACUUUUUCUAGGCGGAUAAACUGAUACAGGAGAAAAACAAGUCUGAAGAAGACAUUUUAAUGGACAAAAAUGUUUUUAAACAAGUGGGACAAUACACCAUGGCUGAACUGUGUCACAGAAUAGUAAUAAUGUAAAAUUGUGCAAACAUGCUGCCAUGUCACUUUUAACAAAUCAGCUAAACGGAUCUACUUCAAGCAACAAGUUUUGUAAAUACUCGACUGAGUUGUAUAUUCACUGUACUCCACGACUUAAUUGUGUAAAUACGGCAUUGUGCAUACCUGUUUAUCUUAUUCGUGUUUUUACCCCAACAACGUUUUUAAUCCACUCGUCUGGUGCCUUGUAAACACCUCACAAUCAAGCCACCCUUCUGUCAGCAUGGCUCGCAGGGUUUGAUUUGCUCGACACUCAUCACGUUUUUCAGAUCGUCUGAAGGCAAGCAGCUGCUGGUUACACCAACAAUCUGAGACCUCUCUAAACCAAAUAUAACAGACUUCUAUGUGAAGAGGCAAAUCCGGCGUAUGGUGUCCGUUGCAGCGCUUGCAUAUUUUUGAAAUAUUCUGAAGUCCACGCUAAAUGGGUCAAUUCAAACUUUUUGAAUCCACUCUGCAAGGACAGUGGUGCAUUUUUCAAAAAGCUGGCGUGUCCUUGUCUCGUGAUCCCCACUAAUUUUUAAAUGACUUCUUACAAUACUGUUUUUUUUUAAUGUCCAAUUUGGCUGCCUUGUAUAAUACACAAGCAAAGCUGUGCCGUGUAAAACAAGUGUUUUAUGUUUUUAAUUGUCACAGUGUGUGUGUGGAAGAGUUAUCAUUUCAAGAAAAACCAAGAACUGAAAAUCUCAGACUGUCAGCACACUCUUUUUCCAUCGCUUACCUAUUUAAUUAUGGACUGGAAUGGUCGGAAAAAAAUUGGACUGAAAGUACCAGUGUGGCCAAACAUUAGCCUUACCUAUCUCCACUAUUUAAACAGCCACUGAGUUUUUAAUGACUUUUUUGUAAUAGAGGUGUUAUUUUAAGCACUGAAUGCAGAUGAUGUAGUCUUACUCUUUUUUUUUGUAUUAAACAUUGACAUUUUAACCAUU